This is a messenger RNA of Xenia sp. Carnegie-2017, 2808 nucleotides long. RefSeq lists its product as uncharacterized. Gene Ontology annotation, biological process: cell surface receptor protein tyrosine kinase signaling pathway. Lineage: Eukaryota; Metazoa; Cnidaria; Anthozoa; Malacalcyonacea; Xeniidae. The transcript has 5 exons. The coding region runs from base 164 to 2539 and encodes 791 amino acids. The record is from RefSeq and is a predicted model, not a curated record. Gene Ontology annotation, cellular component: cytoplasm.
UCUGUCUAACCGCAGUUGCCAAACCAAAAAAGUUGCCGUUUAUCUUAAAAAUUUAUAGUUUUAUAAGCACUACUGGAUAUAGCACAAGUCAGCCAUUUCAUCGUUCAAUCAUCAUUAUUAAUCUAUUACCCCGGUUAUUAAUACCGGGUAAUAUUCUCCGACAAUGAGAUCUACGAACUAUUUACCAGAUCAAUUCAUCAAUGUGUCGUCGUCAAUUUGGUUCAACGCAGUGGAAGAUAUGAACUCGAAUUUUGAGGAGAUUUUUCAGGGAUGGCUGGAAAAAGAGGAGUACAAUAAGACCAAAGGCUUUCUCAAGAAAAGCAAGUACUGGAAGAAAUAUUUCUGCGUUUUGCGACGUUACGAAGGUGACUCCAAUGUUUAUCUCCAGUGGUUUGACAAGGAGGAGGACUGGAGAAAAGAAUAUCCCAUAGGCACUUUCGGCCUUUUUCCGAAAUACGCCGUCUACAAACACAAAGUGGAAAGGGGGAAGAAUCAUUUUGAGAUUUCCAACGAAGAAGAGGCUCAUUAUUUUUUGUCAAGCAACGAGAGGACGAUGGAUUUGUGGGUCAUACAACUUAUGAUGCAAACUCGACUCAGCUCUUCCAUGAUUGCAUCAAGCUUUAGGGUGAAAGGUGACGACAGCGACGAGAGAAAAGAUAUGCAAAGAAUCGGUGCCAAGAGCCUAAAUUGUCUACUGCAUCUGUCGGAGUGGGGUAUGACCAUUGCCUUGGAGAGGACCCACUCCGUUCUCUCUCAAUGGCCGCUGACCACGAUAAGAAAUUUUGAAUGCACGGACAACAACGAGUUUAUGUUUGAAGCCGGUCGGAAAUCGCCAAUGGGAGAAGGCAAAUACAAGUUUUCUACCUACAACAACGAAGAUAACGCCAUAUUUGAUCUUCUUGAUCAUUACACUACCAUGAGAGCGCGUCGCAUCAAAUCUCCAGGAUCGAGAAAUCGAUUGGAUUCAGCGAACGAUGAUGAGAUUGCUCAAGCAUACGGGCAGUUACGUUGGAGCGUCAUGUUGAGCCCUUCACAGUUAAAUCUCGGAGUGAUUCCCGGAAUGCCCAGUCAACCACAAGACAUCGCUCCGAUUAGACAACCUAAAGACAAUGGUAUUGUUCGCCACGGAAACGGUCAGACAUCUGUGAACGGAGCAAGCAAUUCAUACAACCACCUAGAUUACUUUGGUAGUCUGGAAGAAGUUCUGCAAAGAUCGAGAAGCAGCUGGGGUAAUGCCAAUAACAAACGCUCAAUACGGGAACAGAGAAUCGGGGACUCUUACGACCAUCUGGAACGUACGAAUAGCUACAACGGAAGUCCUUCAGCGGUUGAAAACCGAUCGCAUUCUCUUAGCAGUGUAGAUGGACGAAACCGCUCUGGGUUUUCGAGUCCGCCACCAGAAUACAGUCGUCUGUCGAGAGAGCGUAUUGCAUCGUUGCCAAGCAAAAGUCCAAAUUCGGAAUUUUAUGAUCGACUGGAUAAGGAUAAAGUGGAAAGGAAGCACGCUUCGUUGCCAAGGAACAGUAGCGCGGGAAGUUCAGUUUUCUAUGACAAACUUGAUCGAUCCAUGGCUAGCAUACAUCAGGGUCCAGAGACGAACAGUUAUGACCGGCUGGACAGUAUGCAAGGAAGCGAGGCGGUCUUGAAUAAAAGUUCAACGGCUAGUCCUCCUUCAUAUGAUGCUAACGAGUACGAUGUGUUUGGAAAUCCGAGAAAAUACACACCAAAGUCCUACGAAUUUCUGCCACAAAGUGGUUCAACCACCGAAGAACUUCCUCCUCCCAUUCCCAGUAAACCUUCAUUCAUGUUAAAAGGCCAGAAAACGGCCAGUCCAGUGAAACCCGGACCCAGUCCACCAACAGACUCCGCUUCGCAGAAACAAGAUGAACCUCUACCACCUACACCUAUGGUUGAUAUGGUUGCAUCAAAAACUACUAUCCAAAAUGGAUCCGUACAAUCCAUAGAUAUCAAUGGAAGCACUUUAUCUUCCAAUGGGGACACCCAGCAUUACCAAAGUAUUUAUGAUGAAUCUUCCUCCGGUGUCAACGGAUCACAUUAUCAGACUGUCGAUGAUCAGAAAGAAAAUUCAGAAUACACAGAACCACUUCCUAGAAACAGCAUUCAUUCCAGCAAUCCCAACUUGAACAAGAUCACUAACGAAGGGAAAGGAAAGUUAGACCCAUCUAAAAAGCUUACCCUACAUCGUAGCGCCCCUUCGCUAGCACAUUAUUCCACGGUCAAUAAGAAAACCAAAGGUUCGCCCAGGUUGACGAAGGCGAGCAGUACAUUUAAGCUCUUCAAGAAGAUCGGAAGAUCUUCAAAGAAGGAGGGACCCACAUACGAGAAAAUACCGCGAAGAAGCAAAAAAGGAUCAAAAAAGGACUUGACAGCGAUAUCGACGUCAAAUUUGAGGCAGGACGAUGAUGUAUCGUACGUUGAUGUAGACGGAGAAGAAAGCACGCUGGCAAGAAAUUCAAGAACAUCCACUGCAUCAAGACCACUUCCAUCACUACCGCAGAGGUCAAGUUGGAAUAUAUAACGAGAAGAAAAAGGUUUAACCGACUCGAGAUUUCCAAGUGCUGUUUUUGGCAAGACGGGUGGCGGCUUUGAAUAAGUCUUCAAGUAGUUUUUAUGUAUUGUCAUGACAGAUUUUUAAUUUUGAAAAUAAUUUGAAAAUGAAAACGAGUGCGCUAAUGCUUUUUAUACUCAAUAUUUGCGUAAAUGCAGCGCAAACAAAUUUUUAGUACUUUUAAAGAGGUGAUUUUUUUAAAACAAAUAAACGCAGAUCGAAUAAAUAUUUUAAUUAUA